AUGAUGAUCUCUCCCGACGGCUCAGACGAUGAUGAUCACUCCUCGUCUGUCUCUCUCUCGACGGCUCACCUCGAUGAUGAAUCACUUCAUCUCUCUCUCCGGCCCGGAGGUCUCCUCGACAAAAGAAAAGGUCAUAUGGACAGAUCAAGAGACGAAGGUUCCUCAAACAAGAUGACUACAAUUGCAAUACAGACCCCCACUGAAGAUGUAGUGCUCAUCAGCUCGUGGUUAAACACGAGCAAAGACCCCGUGAUAGGGAAUGAGAAAAGUUCGGUUGCGUUCUGGAAAAGAAUUGCUGCGUACUUCUCGGCUAGUCCCAAGAUUUAUCCCGGUGAGAGAAGAGAAGCAUCACACUGCAAGCAACGGUGGCACAAGAUGAAUGACUUGGUCUGCAAGUUUUGCGGAGCAUAUGAAGCAGCAACAAGAGAAAAAAGUUGUGGGCAAAAUGAGAAUGAUGUUCUCAAACUAGCCCACGAAAUCUUCUUCACCAAUCAUAAAAAGAAGUUCACGCUUGAGCAUGCUUGGAAGGAGCUGAGAAAUGACCAAAAGUGGUGUGAGCUUUCUUCGAGUAAAAAUGAAGGAAGCUCCAAAAGGAGGAAGUUUGAGGACGGUUCACACUCAGCAUGCUCUGAAGCAAAUGAAACAGACAGUGGUAUAGCUUAUGAAGGAACCACUCGUCCCACCUGUGUAAAAGCAGCAAAAGCCCGUGGGAAGAAACCGAUGGGUGUUGCCAAGGACAUGUCUCAAUUUCAGACUAUGUGGACCAUCAAGCAGCAAGACUUGGCUGCUCUCAAGGAAAAGAUCUCGAAGAUGAGGCUACUAGACAGUCUGAUUGCAAAACAAGAUCCCCUAGCUGACUGA
Molecule: messenger RNA, 861 nt
Organism: Brassica oleracea var. oleracea
Lineage: Eukaryota; Viridiplantae; Streptophyta; Magnoliopsida; Brassicales; Brassicaceae
Product: glutathione S-transferase T3-like
Exons: 3
Coding region: 1-861 (286 amino acids)
Source: RefSeq, a predicted model, not a curated record